CCAGCGUAGUCAUGGCGAGAAGUGACGGGUGUGCGUAUUUCAGAAGAGCCAGUCUCUUUUGGAUAGUAACAAUCACCCUCUCUAUGGGAUAUUAUACGUGGGUAGUGUUUUGGCCAGAUCAGCUCCCCUAUGAAAGACUGGGUCCACUGGGGUCCUUGUCCAAAUACCUUGUGGGGAAUCACUACCCUAUCAUGUACUAUGGCUGGUGGUUGGCCUGGACAGUUCACCUGGCUGAAGCACUUUACAGCCUGAAGGUCUGCAGCAACAAGGGGGUGGACAGUGUGACAGCUCGUGGCCUGUGGUUCCUCCAAACCUUCCUGUUUGGCUACGCCUCUCUCAACCUGCUGCUAAGAUACAGGCCCGACCCGCGACCCAAACGCCACUGAUACGAGUGAGCAAAUCCACAUCCUCCAACUGGAAGGUACUGACACCAACAAGACCCCAUCAUCUUGGCAUCUGGAGCAAAUGUCACAAAGCCCUACAGCGCUCUGCAGGACCGGACAACACUGGACUCUGCGGACUUUUCCAUAAUUCACCAUUCAGCUGUGCCUGUGAGGACAUACCCUCUGUGACGGGAGGGGCUAUCUCUCUGGGCGCUGUUAAGAGCAGCCAGAUUAUUACCAUUGCUUUACUGUCUGCUGGCAUCAGAAGAGACAUGGGUACAUUUCAAACAAAAUUUUACACACUUUUUGAAAACAAUUCAUCUUCUUUAGAUCACACUACAUGAUUUGGUAAAAUCCUCAAAGGGGGGUAGAUUGUGUGAAUUUUUAAUAUAUUUAAUUUGUAGGACUAGAGUAAUGACCAAAUGCUGUGAUUUUUUAAAAAUAUCACCAAUCUGUGUCUUUGAAGGGGGUAUAGAUUUUUAUCCCCAAAAAUGAUCAGUAGUUCAGUGAUCUGAAAUCAGUGAUCAAACAUGAUCAGUAGUAAUCACUACAUUUGUACCAUAAAUGUAACUGUCAGACAAAAAGGCCAGUAAGUAUUUGAUAAUGAAGCUGAGGGCAAGAGUUUAGUUUAACAACUUUAGCAUGAUCUGAAAUAGAGACUCGGCACACCAAUACUGUUCUCAAAGGGUUCUCUCCUGUAGUGUUCAUCCAUUAGUGGGAGGAAUCUGCUCUACAGUGAAACGGACCUUUAGUUAGUUCCAGCUUACUGCUGUCUGUGGUCGCUGUCCCCACAGUGACCAGAGCUGUGCUUCCAACUCAACUUUGUCAGGAUGGUCACGUUAUGGUCCUAAGUCCACACAGUGCUCAGCUUUGACAAGGUUUUCCUCUUGCAUUCCCAUUUGCUGGACUGACCUGGGACCAGCCUUAAUUAAAGGAUAACUGAUGGCACUCCUUCUCCCUAAGAGAUGGCUGCU
This is a messenger RNA of Megalops cyprinoides (Indo-Pacific tarpon), 1357 nucleotides long. RefSeq names its product transmembrane protein 254 (gene tmem254). The record is from RefSeq and is a predicted model, not a curated record. The transcript is spliced from 4 exons. NCBI's taxonomy places the organism in Eukaryota, Metazoa, Chordata, Actinopteri, Elopiformes, Megalopidae. Bases 12 to 386 code for a protein of 124 amino acids.